Molecule: messenger RNA, 669 nt
Organism: Closterium sp. NIES-65
Lineage: Eukaryota; Viridiplantae; Streptophyta; Zygnematophyceae; Desmidiales; Closteriaceae
Source: the annotation of a GenBank genome assembly
AUGCACCCGCACGACGGCUGCACGGCGAUCAUUGCGAUCGUUGGGUCCAACUCCAACUUCAAGCUGGACCUGGGUUCCACUACUUCUUUCCGCUCUAGUCUCUAUGGCGAGGAAUCUUACGCGCCGCGUAGCGACACUUGCCUCGAGAUUAUUCGGCUGAACGCGCUCGCUGCCGAAACGCCCUUUCGUCGCCCUCUCUCUCGCCCCUCUCUUCCCGUCGCGCUCUCUCUAUCCGCGCUCUUCCCGUCGCCUCCCUUCCCAUCGCGCUCUCUCUCCCCCCUCCCUUCCCAUCGCGCUCUCUCUCUCCGCUCCCUUCCCGUCGCCCUCUCUCCCGUCGCCCUCUCUCUCCCCCCUCCCCUCCCAUCGCGCUCUCUCUCUCCGCUCCCUUCUCGUCGCCCUCUCUCCCGUCGCCCUCUCUCCCAUCGCCCUCGCUAUCUCCUUCGCUAUGUCCCGUCGCCCUCUCUCUCCGUCGCCCUCUCUCCCGUCGCCCUCUCUCCCAUCGCCCUCGCUCUCUUUUUUGUUAUGUCCCGUCGCCCUCUCUCCCGUCGCCCUCUAUCUCUCACGUCGCCCUCGCUCUGUCCCGUCGCCCACGCUCUCUCCCGUCGCCCCCGCUCUCUCCCAUUUUGCUCACGCAUCUCUCUUCCCGCGUCCUCGUUUGUGCUGCACUAA